This is a messenger RNA of Petromyzon marinus (sea lamprey), 2668 nucleotides long. Its product is annotated as hyaluronidase-1-like. Gene Ontology annotation, cellular component: cytoplasmic vesicle. NCBI's taxonomy places the organism in Eukaryota, Metazoa, Chordata, Hyperoartia, Petromyzontiformes, Petromyzontidae. Gene Ontology annotation, biological process: carbohydrate metabolic process; hyaluronan catabolic process. Gene Ontology annotation, molecular function: hyalurononglucosaminidase activity. The record is from RefSeq and is a predicted model, not a curated record.
UCAAAGCCGGAGACUUCCUGCUAGUACUUUAUACUAAGACGAGACACACACACGGGCGACUACGAGAGGUUGUGACCAUGGCGAGGGCCGCGUACCAUCCAAGCAGGAAGGGAACUCAACUUACAGCGACCAUCCCCCCCCCUCCAUCAUCGGCGAGUUCCUUCCACGCUCGAGGCAGACAACUUGCUAUCACGCCAGGUGGAAAGAAACUCAACAAAAGUUACUUUUGACGCCGGUUUCAUCAUGAAUGCACAACUCCUCUUCCUAUUCAAGUCACUCUUCUGGAUGCUCGUCUUCCUGGGGAGACCAACUACACAGCAGCAGCAUCGCCAGCAGCAGCACGGGGUGAAACUGGGCUCCAUCCUCAAAGGCAAUGCCUUCACAACGGUGUGGAACGCCCCCACAGAGCUGUGCAGCAAGCGCUACAACAUCAGCCUGGACCUCAACAUCUUCGACAUCGUCAUCAACCCCAACGAGUGCUUCUGCGGAGACAACAUGACCAUCUUCUACCACACGCAGCUGGGUUACUACCCGUACAUCGACGAGCACGGGGCACUGAAAAACGGCGGCGUUCCGCAGAGUGGUGACCUCGUGGGGCACCUGGACAAAGCACGGGAGGACAUCCGCGCGAAAAUAAAAGGCAAGGAUUUUGAGGGCCUGGCUGUCAUCGACUGGGAAGAGUGGAGACCCCAGUGGAGCAGAAACUGGGGCAAGAAGGACGAGUACAGGAAGGAGUCCAAGACAAAGGUGAAGCACGCUCAUCCGAGCUGGCCCGAAGACCUCGUGGCCAAAGAGGCGCAGAAGGAGUUUGAUAAGUCCGCGCGGGAUUUCAUGGAGCAAACGGCGCGGGUGGGGCAGAGCGAAAGGCCGGGCGGUCUCUGGGGCUACUACCUCUUCCCGGACUGCUACAACUACGACUACAAUAAGACGGGGCCGGAGUACACGGGCCAGUGUCCGGACGUCGAGCGCGUGCGGAACGACCAGUUGCUCUGGCUUUGGAACAGCAGCACGGCCCUCUACCCAUCCAUCUACCUGGAGAGGCCACUCAAGUCCACGAAGUACGUGCGCAAGUUCGUUCACCACCGCGUGAAGGAGGCCAUGCGAGUGGCCAGCAUGCCCAAGCCCGGUUCCAUCAUUCCCGUCCUGGUCUACGCACGGAUUGUCUACACCUACACCCUCGACUUCCUCUCGCAGGUGGAUUUAAUGCACUCCGUUGGAGAGACUGUUUCUCAGGGAGCAUCUGGGAUCAUUCUCUGGGGAGACCACCUCUAUGCCAAGUCGGCGGACAACUGCCGGGCGGUGAAGGCCUACGUGGACGACAUCCUGGGGCCGUACCUCAUCAACGUGACUGCCGCCGCCAAGCUGUGCAGCGAGGCCCUGUGCGAGGCUCACGGGCGCUGCGUGCGGAAGCACCCGGCCUCCACGGCCCACCUCCACCUGAACCCCGCGAGCUUUCGGAUCGUUGCCCCGGGGGCCUCCGCCGACCGCCGCCGCGGGAGAUGGCAGGACCGGGUGGUCGGCCAAUUGCACCGCAGCGACGUGCGCGACAUGAAGGAGGCGUUCCGGUGCCAGUGCUACGCGGGGUGGGAGGGGGCUCACUGCGAGCUGCCCAUGGGUCGAAAGAGAAUGAGCGCCUGCCACGUGGCCCUGCACAACUGCUGGGUGGUGGGACUGCUGCUGUUUCUUUUCCUCGCGAUGUAGGUCGCUCGCCCGCCCGCGGCUGCGUGCAGCAAGGAGGAGGGCCCACGUGGGCGUACGGCCGCCGUGCGACGUCGUGUCGCGAUGCACUCAGUUUACACGGGCGUGCCCCGCAACGAGUGCGGGUGUGUGUGUGCGAGUCCUCCACACCUAUAAUACUAUACAUACGUAAAGUAAAAGGUACAACGGUGCGGUCUGCAAUUGUGUAAUCGCGACACUGCUCGUGGAAGGGUCUCCACCGCAGAGAGCCCUUAACGGGUGUUUUGGCCAACUCUUCCACAAUGACCGGAUGUCUUUGAAGAGGUGGAAGUGCCCACACUUUACCCCACCACGCUGCUGAUUGACCAGUUGUGUCGAUCCUCGGCUUUACUGCUGGGUGGGAGAUUUCAUAAACCUGCUGCGCCGGGAGAUCAAACCGGAGGCAUCCGGAUUGCAUGUCCGGUGUGCUAACCGUUACACCACAGCAACACCGUGCAAGUAAAUUACUUGAAUGUGUAUUUAACGAAAAAAACCCCGAAGGGAACGUUUACAUCUGCAUUAUUUUCACUCACCACAGCUUUCAACUAUCUGGAGACAAGAGACAAUGUAUAUUAACAGGCUAAUCUGUGACUUGUUGAGGCCAGAGGCACGGUGCAUAUAAUUAAAUUCAUCUAUGUGUUAACAUCUCUCAAUAUCAUGCUAUUGGGUACUGAUAUAUAAUCAUUAUGAUGCCUGUGUGCAGAUGUGUAGCAUUUCAUAUUGAAUAUAAAUGUGUACUAACUUGUAUAAAUAUUACAAUGUAGCUGUAAGUGUAUAAUCAUAGACACAUAUUGGUGAAAAGAUUAUGGGAAUUAUUGACACUUUUAUAAAUGUAGAUUGCAAUAUGUAUUAUAAUCCUAAUAGAAAUUCCCUUUCAAUUGUGUGAAACAUGUUUUUUUUUUCUAGUUUGCCAUUAUAAGAAUAAAGUUUGCGAACAUUUAUGAUACGUUAA